Penicillium expansum is the source of this 1407-nucleotide messenger RNA. Its product is annotated as Monooxygenase, FAD-binding. The transcript has 2 exons. Gene Ontology annotation, molecular function: FAD binding; monooxygenase activity. NCBI's taxonomy places the organism in Eukaryota, Fungi, Ascomycota, Eurotiomycetes, Eurotiales, Aspergillaceae. Bases 1 to 1407 code for a protein of 468 amino acids. Gene Ontology annotation, biological process: secondary metabolite biosynthetic process. The record is from RefSeq and is a predicted model, not a curated record.
AUGGUCAAAUCAACCAGCAAAGACCUCCGCGUCGUCAUCGUGGGCGGCGGCUUUGCCGGUCUAACUGCAGCCAUUGAGUGCAAGCUACGCGGCAUGCACCCGAUCCUAGUUGAGGCCUAUUCAGGCGCCAGCUCGCACGGCGAUCUACUCGACUUUGUGCGCAACGCCGGCCGGGUAUUCGAAUCCUGGGAUAACGGUAAUGUCGGCCGCAGGCUCAUGGCGGCGGGAGUCAAUGCUGCCAAGUACCUUGAGAUCUACAACGCCCAGAACGUGCUUCUGCGGAAGGAUCCAUGGCCGCAGGCGGAGGACAAGGACUGCGUCUAUGCCGGCCACCGCGGAGAGAUGCAUAGGAUCAUCUAUGAGUACGCUAUUGAAGUUGGUGUGGAUAUGCAGUUCAGCAAGCGUGUCGAACGGUAUCUCGACUCGGACACUGAGAGAGGUGUCUUGAUAGAGGGAGGUGAGAAGAUCCUCGGUGAUGUCGUCUUAGCCUGUGAUGGUCCCAAAUCCUUGGCUCGCACUCAGCUUCUCCAGCUUCCUGAGUCCACAGUUAAUAGUGGAUAUGCUAUCUUCAGGGCAUUCUUCAAUAUUACUGAUGAGAUGCGCCAGCUUCCUGAGUUUUCUGAGAUGAUCAAGCCGGGCGAGGACAGCGUUCGGUUCUGGGUUGGUCGGGAUAUGCAUGGAUUUAUCUACACGUGGAAGAACGGAAGGGACUGUGCGUGGGUUCUGACACAUCUCGACGAUGCGAAUAUUGCCGAAACAUGGUCCUUCCCUGGAAAGAAGGAGGACGUUUCCAAAUAUCUCAAAGAUGCUGGAUUCCCUGAGAUAUGGCACCAAGUCCUCGGGGUCACACCGGAUGACCGGAUCAUCGAUUAUAAACUAGUCUGGCGGGACGCCAUCCCGACGUGGCUAUCGAGUUCGAAGAAAUGCGCGGUCAUGGGGGAUGCAGCGCAUUGUCAUCUUCCAACUUCUGCUCAGGGAGCCUGUCAAGCAGUCGAGGAUGCCGUUACAGCCGCCAUCUGUCUGCAAAAGUGCAACGGUGAUGUAGCGGCGGGCCUGCAAGUGUUUGAGCGCAUACGAUUCAACCGGUCGCACGUAAUUCACCAAGCAUCGAUCUUGACGCGCAAUAUUUAUCAUAAAAACGACUGGACACCUGACCUGGUGCGCGAAUAUCCUGAUUCUUUGGUCCUUCCUUUUUACCCUUGGGUUACCGAUUUCGAUGUCUUCGCCAAUGCGGAGAAGCACUUCGAUCAUUUGCUAGAAGAUGUCAAAAGCGGGAAGCCUGGUACUAUCGAACAGCUGGCGCUGCCUGCUGGAGGAAAUUAUGAUGCAAUGUUGCUAGAGAAGAGGAUCCCAGAGGAAAAGUUGGAUGAUCUAGCACCUUCUAAUGUGGUACGAGUUCAGUCGUGA